This is a messenger RNA of Malania oleifera, 2133 nucleotides long. RefSeq lists its product as uncharacterized. The record is from RefSeq and is a predicted model, not a curated record. The coding region runs from base 941 to 1939 and encodes 332 amino acids. The transcript is spliced from 2 exons. NCBI's taxonomy places the organism in Eukaryota, Viridiplantae, Streptophyta, Magnoliopsida, Santalales, Ximeniaceae.
GACCUAUCAUCGGAAAGACGAUUGACAGUGCUAAGGAGUAUGAGGGACUCUACUACUUUGAGGAGGCUAAUGGGGAGAUGCAGAAAAACAAAACAACACAGAAAUACUUAUUUACUCAAGAAAGCCAAACACAAAGAACAGGGAGAGUCUCAUACUUGAGGCACCAAAAGAGUUGGAACUGGUGAUAGCUAUGAGCAACCAUGAGUCCACGCCUAAUCCCGAUCAGGUAAUAGAUGGUCAUGAGCUCCCUUCUGAUAAGCCCGUACUUGAUGACAUCAAUUUACCCAUUGCAGUCAGAAAACAAACUAGGUCAUGUACUCAAUAUCCCUGGUCAAAAUACAUGUCUUAUAAAAUUCUUGUCUACAGAAUAUCAUGCUUUUACUUCUAACCUUGACAGGAUAAAAAUUUCAAAGAAUAUCCAGGAAGCCUUAGAGAUUCCUAAAUGGAGGGAAGCUGUCAUAGAGGAAAUGUAAGCUUUGGAAAAGAAUGGAACUUGGGAUGUUAUGAAUUUGCCGAGAUGGAAGAAGUUGGUUGGUUGUAAAUGGGUCUUCACAGUGAAAUAUAGAGCUGAUGGGACAGUUGAACGAUAUAAAGCUAGACUCGUUGCAAAAGGGUUUACACAAAUCUAUGACAUUGACUAACAGAGACAUUUACACCAGUGGCAAAAUUGAAUACAGUUCGAGUACUCCUGUCCUUGACAGCUAAUUUAGAUUGACCACUACAACAACUCGACAUUAAGAAUGCAUUUCUAAAUGGCGAGUUAGAAGAAGAAGUCUACAUGACGAUACCACUAGGUUUCAGUAAGAAAAGUGAAGAAAACAGAGUAUGUAAACUUAAAAGGUCCUUGUAUGGACUCAAGCAAUCUCCCAGAGCAUGGUUCGACAAAUUUGCGAAAGUGAUAAAGAAUCAAUGAUAUCAAUAAGGGCAAUCAAAUCACACUAUGUUUUUCCAACAGUUUGAAAGUGGUAAGAAAACAAUUUUGAUAGUGUAUGUUGAUGAUAUAAUCCUAAUUGGAGAUGAUACAGUGGAGAUGGAAAGAUUAAAGAAAGUCCUAGCUUCUGAGUUUGAAGUUAAAGAUUUGCGACAAAUGCGGUACUUCUUGGGAAUGGAAGUUGCUAGAUCAGCAAAGGGUAUCAGUGUCUCUCAGCGAAAGUAUAUCCUUGAUCUCCUAACCGAAACUGGCAUGCUUGGAUGCAAACCUAGUGAAACCCCGAUUGAAGUAGUAAAAAGGGUCGAAGACUGCGGAAUACCAGUUAAAAAGGAGAGGUAUCAGAGAUUGGUUGGUAAACUAAUUUACCGAUUGCAUACCAGACCUGACAUUACAUUUGCGGUAAGUGUGGUAAGUCAACACAUGCAUUCACCAAAAAAGACUCACCUAGAUGCUGUGUAUAAGAUCCUUAGGUACUUCAAGGGUUCUCCGGGUAAAAGACUCUUUUUCAAGAAAUGUGAAAGCAAGGAAGUAGAAAUUUUCACAGAUGCGGAUUGGGCAGGAUCAACGGAAGAUAGAAGGUCUACCACUAGAUAUUGCACCUUUGUAUGGGAAAAUUUGGUAACUUGGAGGAGCAAAAAACAGAAUGUAGUGGCUCAAAGCUGUGUUGAAGCUGAAUUCAGGGCAGUUGCACAAGGGAUAUGUGAAGGGCUGUGGUUACUGAAACUCUUGGAAGAAUUACAAAUCCCGGUGAAAUUCCCUAUCAAACUCUAUUGCGACAACAAAGCAAUCAUCAGUAUCUCUCUCAAUCCAGUUCAAGAUGACAGGACUAAGCAUGUAGAAGUGGACCAACAUUUUAUCAAAGAGAAGGUUGAAGAAGGAACCAUCUAUUUGACUUAUGUACCUACCAAGGAACAAACUGCAGACAUCUUUAUUAAAGGGCUAGCCCACCAGAGCUUUGAUGAUUUCAUUUGCAAGUUGGAUAUGAUCAAUAUUUAUGAUCCAACUUGAAGGGGAGUAUAGAAAUCCCGAGUAUCUUCGAAUAUCUUGGAGUAAUUUAGGGAAGUAUAUAUUGUAUAUUAUUGAGAGAGAUUUGUUUAGGAGACUAUUUCCAUAUUUAGAUCUUUGGAUUGUAUUAUAAAUAUUGUAAAUUGGUCUAUACAAAAUUAUUCAAGAAGUACAGAAAUUUCAUUCUGUUUUUAAAA